Cololabis saira (Pacific saury) is the source of this 4691-nucleotide messenger RNA. RefSeq names its product diacylglycerol kinase theta-like. NCBI's taxonomy places the organism in Eukaryota, Metazoa, Chordata, Actinopteri, Beloniformes, Belonidae. The transcript is spliced from 23 exons. Gene Ontology annotation, molecular function: ATP-dependent diacylglycerol kinase activity. Bases 250 to 2967 code for a protein of 905 amino acids. The record is from RefSeq and is a predicted model, not a curated record. Gene Ontology annotation, biological process: lipid phosphorylation; intracellular signal transduction; diacylglycerol metabolic process.
UUUUUAGUGCAAUAGCAAAAGUGCAAACAGAAAGUCUGUAGAAAACUGUAGUAAACAUAUUUGUGCCUCCAAGGCCAUGACUGUAGGCUACAGUUGUAGUAAAACAGAACAAAAUGCCAUUUUCCAUUGGCAUUUUAUGACUAUUUUCUGACUCUCACAGUAAAACGGGACAAAGUGCGUCCCUUUUCAGCUCAAUACGGGACGUGCUUUAGUUUAUAAAUACGGGACGAUUCCGUUUUUCAAGGGAGCAUGGCUGAGUCGGACCCCGGGACAGCGAGCCCCGUGUCGGGGAAGAAGCGGGCGCAGCAGUCGCCCCGGUGCCGGUACCGGAGCUCCGCGCCGGGGCACCGCUUCAGGAGGGUGACCCUCACCAAGCCCACAUUCUGCCACGGCUGCAGCGACUUCGUCUGGGGCCUCAUCGGCUUCCUGUGUGAAGUGUGUAACUUCAUGUGUCACGAGAAAUGCCUGAAGACGCUGAAGACGGUCUGCUCCUGCAUGACCCCGUCCCUGGUCCAGGUGCCGGUGUCUCACUGCUUCGGUCCCGCCGGCCACAAGAAGCGUUUCUGCUGCGUCUGCAGGAAACAGACGGAGGGAAGUUCGGCGCUGCGCUGCGAAGUGUGUGAGCUCCACGUUCACGCCGACUGCGCCCCCUUCACCUGUGCCGACUGCCGGGUCUGUCACCAGGACGGGGUUCUGGACCAGGACCGGGUCCAGGACCAGGCCCAGCACCACUGGCGGGAGGGGAACCUGCCGGCGGCGGCGCGGUGCCAGGUCUGCCGCCGCUCCUGCGGCUCCUCCGAGGUUCUGGCGGGGAGCAGGUGCGAGUGGUGCGGCAUCACGAGCCACGCGGCGUGCCGCGCCGCCGUGCCCCCAGAGUGCACCCUGGGACGUCUGCGCGGCCUGCUGCUGCCCCCCCGCUGCGUCCGGCUGCAGGCCAGGAACUUCAGCAGGAGGCACCUGUACCGGGUCCCGGAGACCCCUGAGCAGGAUCACUCCGACGACGGUGAUCUGUCUGCUGCUGCGUCUAAAGACGGUCAACCGUCGACUCCAGAGACAGGAAAACAGUUUCUGAAGGUGUUUGAUGGCGACGAUGCGCUGAAGCGCAGCGCCUCCCGCCUGGUGUCCGUCUGUAGAGCCACGAGGAACGAAGACGUGGUGGUGAGAUCCCCGCUGAGGGCCUUCUACCUACCCGACGACCCGCAGGACUUCGAGCUGCACGACGGCGGCGGCCUGCAGCGUCUCCACGACGACGACGUCCUCAACCGCAACGGCGGCGGUUCCCUGAAGGACGGUGGCGACGCCUGGAUCCUGACGGCCCGACCGCAGGACGCCGCCGUCAUCCAGGUGUUCGCCGGCUGGUCCAGGUCGUGCUCCUCCUUCGCUUCGGUCUCCGUCUCGGAGAAGAGCACAGCGGCGUCGGUCCUCAGCGAGGUCCUGGCUCUGCUGGACAGACAGGGUGAAGACGCCUCCAACUUCAGCCUCCAGGAGGUCAACAUGAGCAGCAAGCAAGUUCAAAGACAGAUGCUGAGUCCUCGGGAGAACGUUCUGGAGAAACUGCGGGGGAUCAGGAAGCUGUCGCUGCGGCAGAUGAACCAGACCCGGUUCUACGUGGUGGAGAACAGGAACCGGACGGUGCAGGUGAACCUGCUGAUCGGAGGACUGCCCCCCCUGCUGACCAAAGACGAGUACGUCCAGCUGAUCCAGGAGCACCUGGCCAUCAAGGGUCACCUGGUCGCCUUCAGCCAAAUCUACGGCAGUCAAGGGGCGGCGGCGCUGCAGAUCUCCUGUUUCUCUGAAGCUGAGAGGAUCUACAUGCUGGCCAAAGACACGACCAUCAACAGCAAGACGCUCACCUCGCUGGUCAUUCCGGAGGUCCAGCACCAGGAGCUGGGACCCGACGUCUGUCCUCUGCUGGUCUUCGUCAACCCCAAGAGCGGCGGCCUGAAGGGCCGGGAACUGCUCUACAGCUUCCGGAAGAUCCUGAACCCCCACCAGGUCUUUGACAUCUGCAACGGGGGCCCGCUGGCCGGCCUCCACACGUUCAGGGAGGUCCCCCGGUUCCGGGUGCUGGUCUGCGGGGGCGACGGGACCGUGGGCUGGGUUCUGGGAGUCCUGGAGGCCGUGAGGCACAAGCUGGUCUGCCGAGAGCCGCCCAUCGGCAUCGUGCCGCUGGGAACUGGUAACGACUUGGCCCGGAUCCUGCGCUGGGGGGCUGGUUACAGCGGCGAGGACCCCCACCACAUCCUGGUAUCUGUGGACGAGGCCGAUGUGGUUCUGAUGGACCGCUGGACCAUCCUGCUGGACGCCCAGGAGAUCGGAGAAGACGGCAAGGAGAACGGCUUCCUGGAGCCACCAAAGAUCGUCCAGAUGAACAACUACUUCGGUCUCGGCAUCGACGCCGAGCUCAGCCUGGACUUCCACCUGGCCCGGGAGGACGAACCGGACAAGUUCACCAGCAGGUUCCACAACAAAGGUGUGUACGUGAAGGUGGGCCUGCAGAAGAUCAGCCACAGCCGGAGCCUCCACAAGGAGCUGCAGCUGCAGGUGGACUCCCAGAACGUCCCGCUGCCCAACAUCGAGGGGCUGAUCUUCCUCAACAUCCCCAGUUGGGGAUCUGGUGCUGACCUGUGGGGAUCGGAGGUGGACGGUCGCUACGGGAAACCGCGCAUCGACGACGGCCUGCUAGAGGUGGUGGGCGUCACCGGAGUCGUACACAUGGGUCAGGUGCAGAGCGGGAUGCGUUCAGGAAUCCGGAUUGCUCAAGGGAACUACAUCCGGCUGACGGUCAGCAAGCCCAUCCCGGUCCAGGUGGACGGGGAGCCGUGGAUCCAGCCGCCGGGACACAUCAUCAUCUCCGCCGCCGGGCCCAAGGUCCGGAUGUUGAGGAAGUCCAAGCAGAAGCAGAAGAAGUCUUCAGCGAACGCCAGAGACUCUGAAAGUCCGUCCUCCCGAGACGGACGACUCUGAGCAGCUCACCUGAGGACCGGGCGCCGCCCCCUUCACCUGCUUCCUGUGGCGAUGCCGCCGUGACGCCGCCGGCAUGAACCCACCCAUGUAGCUUUGUAGCGACGCUAACGGCCGCCGCGGAUCCACCUGAAGACGGGAGGCGGUCUCGGAUCGUCUCCGGCUCAACCGCCUCGGGUGGCGGUUCAUUCCUGCUCUUUGAUGUUCUGACCAUCGCAGACGUUAGCGUGAAGCGUUGUUGACAUUCCACCACAUACGUGAUGCUGCACCGCUGAUGUCGACGUUCCGAACCGUGUUGAGCUCAAAUCACUCACUCCGACCACACGGGGGCGCAGCUCUGCCGGAGCCGCCCCCGGGUGGUCACGCCUGGCGCUGCUACGACGAGCGGCUACGCCUGAAGGUUUUUGUUUUAAACUUCCUUCCAACGUAAACGUGCAGAAACAGACUCGUGUCGGGUUCACGUGUCGUAAUAACUUAUGAAUAACGAGCAGCUACGGGAGGACGGCGUCCUCGACGCCGGUGUCGUGACCGAAAACACCGAACCUCUCCGGAUCAACCUGACGGGCGGCUGGUGUUGAAACACGCUGCCAAAGCAGAACCCUCCUCCUUCUUCUUCUUCGACGCCUUUUAAAACAUUUGUUUUAGUGGUUUUCGGGAGCUUCACGAAGCUAACCCGAAGCUAGCCCGAAGUUAACCCGAAGCUAGCCCGAAACGGUCCACUCGGACCGAGCUGUGCCGAGCUACUGAUGAUCCGGCAGCGCUGAGCAUUCGCACAGUCGGAGUCCGGUUUUGUGGUCUGGAACAAAACUGGAACCGAAACAUUUAAUCUUAUUAACGCAGCUUUUUCCGACAAAGAGAAAUCCUGAUUAACUGUUUUGAGAAUUAACGAAGCUUGCAGCUGAUAUAAGAGCCGGUGUUUGUAGCAGCGCUACUUCUGACCGGUCUGGGUCGGCCUCCGAGGGUUCGGGGGAUAACCGUCGUCUAGUGUUUAUGAAUACCGACGAAAUGGAGCAAGCAGCGGUACGAUGCUACCAACGUGUAAAUCCGGCUAGCGUGACAUCGGUGACGGUUCGUCCGGUUCUCUUGAGGCGGCGUAGAGGUGGUGACCUCUAGUGGGGCGGAGUGGUAUUACACGGCUCCGUCCCCGUUCAUUAGCCCAGUAAUACGGGGGGACUCUGACAUCACGGCUUCACCGUGGCCCCCGUGUGGACAGAAGUGGCAUUACUACAUACAGUGGCUAACGCGAUCGUAAACGCCGUCAUCGUGUCGUCACCCAGCAACUCCAGCUGAGCCGAUCUUUCCUCAACGUUAUGACUUUUCUCCGUUUAUUUAAACAGAUUUUAAUAUUUAAUUUGAUUGUAAUCGAGUUGAAGAUAAGAGAUAAUCCAGAUACGGUGUGUGGGUUUAGCGGGGGGGGUACUAACUUUAGGGUUUUAAGGACUAAAUCCUCCGGAGUUACAUCACACUCCCUCCAGAACUUUAAGAGAAACUCGCAUCGAGGCUCCGUUCCUGCCGGCGGGCCGAUGUUAGAUAUUAGAUACUAUAAGUGUAUUUUUAUUGAUCGUCUGAACAGAUCUGGGUCAGAAAUGACAUGAAAAGUAGUUUUGUAGAUAUUUUAACGUUCGUUGUGUCUUAAAACCCCGUCGAGAUGCCUUUGUCACGUCCUGCAGAGAGAUCAGGCUUGUGGGCGGGGCCAGAUCCGCUGGGACCAGCCAAUCAGAGAGGGC